Pistacia vera is the source of this 3258-nucleotide messenger RNA. RefSeq names its product ATPase 4, plasma membrane-type-like. The transcript is spliced from 21 exons. Gene Ontology annotation, molecular function: P-type proton-exporting transporter activity; ATP hydrolysis activity; ATP binding. Gene Ontology annotation, biological process: regulation of intracellular pH; proton export across plasma membrane. Lineage: Eukaryota; Viridiplantae; Streptophyta; Magnoliopsida; Sapindales; Anacardiaceae. Bases 246 to 3116 code for a protein of 956 amino acids. The record is from RefSeq and is a predicted model, not a curated record. Gene Ontology annotation, cellular component: plasma membrane.
UUAAAAAGCUGCCACUUUAAGAUUCUAGAGAGAGACAACAACCCACCAACUCUCAGCUCUCUGUCUCCCUCUGUCUCUCUCUUUCUGUCUUUAUAAUUUUCUCAUAAUUCUGUGAAGAGGUGAAACAAAAACAGAGUAUUCUGUUUUUGUUGUCUUCAGUUUCUUUUUGUUUUUGUAUGGUUUUUUAGAGUUUGAAAGAGGUUGAAUUUUGGAGAGAAGAGAAGGGUUUUUGGUUGCUGAGAGAGAUGAAUAGCAAGGCUGAAGCCAUGGAGGCUGUGUUGAAGGAGGCUGUGGAUUUGGAAAACGUGCCAAUUGAAGAGGUUUUUGAGACCUUGAGUUGUAACAGACAGGGUCUUUCAACAGAGGCUGCUGAGCAAAGGCUUGCCAUAUGUGGUUACAAUAAGCUUGAAGAGAAAGAGGAGAGCAAGUUUAUCAAGUUUUUGGGGUUUAUGUGGAACCCUCUCUCAUGGGUCAUGGAAGCUGCUGCUAUUAUGGCUAUCGCACUUGCCAAUGGAGGAGGUAAACCCCCGGACUGGCAAGAUUUUGUUGGAAUUAUAACCCUGCUUUUUAUCAAUUCAACCAUAAGUUUCAUAGAGGAGAACAAUGCCGGUAAUGCUGCUGCAGCUCUCAUGGCUCGUCUUGCUCCUAAAGCAAAGGUUCUUCGAGAUGGGAAGUGGAUUGAGGAGGAUGCAGCCGUUCUUGUUCCUGGUGAUAUAAUCAGUGUUAAGCUUGGGGACAUUAUUCCUGCAGAUGCCCGUCUCCUGGAAGGUGAUCCAUUGAAAAUUGAUCAGUCUGCUCUUACGGGUGAGUCUCUUCCUGUGACAAAAGGUCCUGGUGACAGUGUAUAUUCUGGUUCUACGUGCAAACAGGGUGAGAUUGAAGCUGUGGUUAUUGCCACUGGUGUUCAUACUUUCUUCGGAAAGGCUGCACACCUUGUGGAUUCCACUAAUCAAGUGGGGCACUUUCAAAAGGUCCUGACUGCUAUUGGAAAUUUCUGUAUCUGUUCCAUUGCGGUGGGGAUGAUAAUAGAGAUCAUUGUUAUGUACCCAAUUCAACGCAGGAAAUACCGACCUGGAAUUGACAAUUUACUUGUACUCCUUAUUGGAGGAAUCCCUAUUGCGAUGCCCACAGUUCUAUCUGUGACAAUGGCAAUCGGUUCCCACCGGUUGUCUCAGCAGGGAGCUAUCACAAAAAGAAUGACAGCAAUAGAAGAAAUGGCAGGCAUGGAUGUACUUUGCAGUGACAAAACUGGAACUCUAACUUUGAACAAAUUAACAGUUGACAAGAAUCUUAUUGAGGUCUUUGUAAAAGGAGUAGAUGCAGAUGCUGUCGUUCUGAUGGCGGCUCGAUCCUCCCGAUUAGAAAACCAGGAUGCAAUAGACACUGCUAUUGUGGGAAUGUUGGCUGAUCCAAAAGAGGCACGGGCUAAUAUUCAAGAAGUUCACUUCCUUCCCUUCAACCCUACCGAUAAACGAACUGCUCUGACAUAUAUUGACAGUGAAGGUAAAAUGCAUCGGGUCAGCAAAGGUGCGCCAGAACAGAUUUUGAACCUUGCACACAACAGAUCAGAGAUUGAACGGAGAGUUCAUGCUGUGAUUGAUAAGUUUGCAGAACGUGGAUUACGAUCUCUUGCAGUGGCAUACCAGGAAGUUCCGGACGGAAGGAAAGAGAGCCCAGGAGGCCCCUGGCAAUUUAUUGGUCUCAUGCCUCUGUUUGAUCCACCUAGACAUGAUAGUGCAGAAACAAUUCGGAGAGCAUUGAAUCUUGGGGUGAAUGUGAAAAUGAUCACAGGUGACCAACUUGCUAUAGGAAAGGAAACAGGACGUCGUUUGGGCAUGGGAACCAACAUGUAUCCUUCAUCAGCUUUAUUAGGACAGAACAAAGAUGAGUCAAUCAUUGCUUUACCUGUUGAUGAGCUCAUAGAGAAAGCUGAUGGUUUUGCUGGUGUUUUCCCUGAACACAAAUAUGAGAUUGUGAAACGUUUGCAAGCUAGGAAACAUAUAUGUGGAAUGACUGGUGACGGAGUCAAUGAUGCUCCUGCUCUUAAGAAAGCAGACAUUGGCAUAGCUGUUGCUGAUGCAACUGAUGCUGCUCGUAGCGCUUCUGACAUUGUCCUGACUGAACCUGGUCUUAGUGUUAUUAUUAGUGCUGUUUUAACUAGUCGGGCAAUCUUCCAGAGGAUGAAAAAUUACACUAUAUAUGCAGUCUCCAUUACUAUUCGUAUUGUGCUUGGUUUCAUGCUACUAGCUCUUAUAUGGCAGUUUGACUUUCCACCCUUCAUGGUGCUGAUAAUUGCUAUUCUUAAUGAUGGAACCAUUAUGACGAUAUCGAAGGAUAGGGUGAAACCAUCUCCUCAGCCAGACAGCUGGAAGUUGGCCGAGAUUUUUACUACCGGCAUCAUUUUUGGUGGUUACUUAGCAAUGAUGACAGUAAUUUUCUUUUGGGCGGCAUACAGGACAGAUUUCUUUCCUCGUACAUUUGGAGUUUCAAGCCUGGAGAAGAAGGAUGUUGAUGACUGGAGAAAGCUUGCCUCAGCUGUCUACCUGCAAGUGAGCAUAAUCAGUCAGGCCCUCAUUUUUGUGACUCGAGCUAGGAGUUGGUCUUUCAUUGAGCGUCCUGGCCUGUUACUUCUUUUUGCUUUCAUUGUUGCUCAGCUGAUUGCUACAAUAAUUGCUGUCUAUGCAAACUGGACCUUUGCUGCAAUAGAAGGAAUUGGAUGGGGUUGGGCUGGUGUGAUCUGGCUUUAUAGCAUCAUCACCUAUAUCCCACUAGAUUUUAUAAAGUUCUUUGUCAGAUACGCCCUGAGUGGGAGGGCUUGGGAUCUUGUCAUCGAGCAAAGGAUUGCAUUCACAAAAAAGAAGGAUUUCGGAAAAGAAGAACGUGAGCUUAAAUGGGCGCAUGCACAGAGGACCCUCCACGGAUUGCAUGCACCUGACACCAAGAUGUUCACUGACCGCAAUAGUUUCACAGAACUUAACCAGAUGGCUGAAGAGGCAAAAAGACGAGCUGAGAUUGCAAGACUGAGAGAACUGAAUACACUCAAAGGGCAUGUGGAGUCAGUAGUUAGGCUAAAGGGGCUUGAUAUAGGCACAAUUCAGCAAUCCUACACGGUCUAAAAGAGGGUCAUGAAAAUGAGGAAAUUACAAACAAAUUAUAUAUAUAUAUCCUUAUGUAUAAAACUUAGAUUUCUUGUAUUUAUACUUAAAUGUUUUCAUUUAUGAUGCAUCUAUUACUUUGGGAUGUAAUUUUCUUUCUUUC